Messenger RNA from Musca domestica (house fly), 2061 nucleotides. RefSeq names its product guanine nucleotide-binding protein-like 3 homolog (gene Ns1). The transcript is spliced from 5 exons. Gene Ontology annotation, molecular function: GTP binding. Gene Ontology annotation, cellular component: nucleolus. Bases 125 to 1867 code for a protein of 580 amino acids. Lineage: Eukaryota; Metazoa; Arthropoda; Insecta; Diptera; Muscidae. The record is from RefSeq and is a predicted model, not a curated record.
UUUACACCUGAUGAGCCACCGCCGUCGAAAAAAUCGAUACACUUUGUUGACAGCUCACAGUUUUAGUUUCACGUGGUUCUGUUUGGUAUUUUAAGUUGUAUUUACAUCAGGAAACUCAGGAAUCAUGGCUUUAAAACGUUUAAAAACAAAAAAGUCCAAGCGUAUGACGGGCAAACUAAAGCACAAAAUUGAAAAGAAAGUCCGUGAACACAAUAGGAAAGUGCGUCGUGCCGAAAAGAAGAAUCCCAAGAAGGGCAGUAAGAAACAAAAGCUAAUUCAAAUUCCAAAUAUAUGUCCUUUCAAAGAAGAUAUCCUCAAGGAGGUGGAGGAAGCCAAGAAACGUCAGGAAGAGGAAAAGUUGAGGAAACGCGAAGCCAUUCGCUUGGAAAGAAGUCAGAAUAAGUUUAAAACUUUGGAAGCCUUGGCCGAUGAUGCUGAUAUGCGUGGUACGGUGCACACAAUAAUGCACGAAAAUGAUGUUACCAGUGAUGAGAAACAAUAUAAAGUUUCCGAUACCAAGGAGCAAUCGUUGAAACAAUAUUUCAAAGAAUUCAAAAAGGUUUUGGAAAAUGCUGAUGUUGUUUUGGAAGUUGUGGAUGCACGUGAUCCUUUGGGUACACGUUGUACGGAAGUUGAACGUGCCGUUAAGGCUGCACCAGGCAACAAACGUUUGGUGCUCAUCCUAAAUAAAGCCGAUUUGGUACCCAAAGAAAAUUUGAAUGCUUGGUUGAAAUAUUUUAGACGUUUGGGCCCAGUAACUGCAUUUAAGGCUUCUACACAAGACCAAAAUACAAAAUUGGGUAGACGUAAAUUUCAUCAAAUGAAUUCAGAGAAGGCCAUGCAAGGAUCAAUGUGUGUUGGUGCAGAACUGUUGAUGUCUAUGUUGGGUAAUUAUUGUCGCAACAAGGGCAUUAAGACAUCGAUACGUGUUGGCGUUGUGGGUAUACCAAAUGUGGGUAAAAGUUCCAUUAUCAACUCUUUGACUCGUGGCAAAUCAUGUUCCGUUGGCUGCACUCCUGGUGUGACGAGAGCUAUGCAAGAAGUCGAAUUGGAUUCUAAAAUUAAACUGAUCGAUUGUCCUGGUAUUGUCUUUGCCAACUCUGCCAAGAAUGAUAAUAUGCCUGCAGUCCUUAAAAAUGCACAGCGUGUGGGUGAUGUCAAAGAUCCUUUCACAGUGGCUGAAAGUGUGUUGAAACGUGCAAGCAAAGAAUAUUUCUGUAAAUUAUAUGAUAUUACCGAAUAUGAUACGUUCGAGGAGUUCUUUGCCAAGAAAGCAGCACGUAUGGGUAAAUUCUUGAAGAAAGGUGUUCCCGAUGUUGUUGCGGCUGCUCGUAGUGUUCUAAACGAUUGGAAUACAGGAAAGAUUAAAUAUUGUACACAACCUCCAGAGGUAGCAGAAAAUAAUGAUGUCCAUGUCAGUGCUUCCAUUGUACAUGCUGAGGCACGUGAAUUUGAUGUGGACAAUUUUGAACAAAUGGAAACGGAUAUUCUUAAUAAUUUCGAUGUAAAGAAAGAUGAUGUUAUGGAAAUUACCUCCACCGGUCCAGUUGAAUAUAAGCCAAUGGAUGAUGAAGAUGACACAGAAGAAAAGGAAGAUGAAAAGAACACCAUUAUCGAUGAAACUGAGGUACAUAGUAAACGAAAGAAGAGGAAACUGGAUGAGGAUGAUAAGAAGGAAAAACAUGAUCCUGCCUUGGAAUUAGAGGGUAAUCAAACACUUAACAAAAACAUCAAAGAACUUAUGAAGAAAAAGAAGAAGCAAGAAAAGAAGGUUUCCAAAAUUGCCGAUGUUUUGGACAGCUUUAGCAUAAGCACAAAAACCGAUGACAAAUAUGAUUUCGAUGAGGACUAUGUAAUUGAUGAAUAAUCUUCUAGAUUUUCUGGGGUAUUUUAAUUGGAAAAAAUUAGUUUUUGUUUAUUUUACUAUUGUAUCGAAAUUUAUUAUAUAUAUAGUUAUGUAUUGAACAAUACAUACAUUAUCUAUAGUACAUAUUUAAGAUUUUGUAAAGCUUUAGUGGACAUAAAGCAAAUACAUUGAAAAAAAUUAAAACAAAUUAAAAA